AUGGACUUCAACGCGCUCAAGGCGCGCACUAUGGGGUCGGGCACUGAUGAGGAGGCUGUAACUGUUGACACGCGGGGUCUAAUUUCAAAAGUCCUAGCACGAUAUUCGGGGAAAUGGACUGUCUUGCGAGAAAUGAUACAGAACGCAGCCGAUGCUUCCGCCACCAGAGUAACUGUGAGAUUUGAGACGUUACCAUCCACAAUUGUCCCUCUCCCUCCAGGCGGUGACCAAACCACGCUCAUAAAGCACGUUAUUUCUCAUCAUACGCUGAAACGCCUUCUUAUAUCUAAUAACGGUGUCCCCUUCAGCGAAAAAGACUGGGCAAGGCUGAAGCGGAUCGCAGACGGGAACCCAGAUGAGACAAAGAUUGGUGCAUUCGGUGUUGGCUUCUACAGUGUAUUUGAUGACUGCGAAGAGCCAUUCGUGUCUUCUGGGGGGCAGGCGAUGGCUUUCUAUUGGAAGGGGAAUGCGCUCUUUACGCGUCGGCUGCGGUUGGAUGAAGGAUCAAAUCCAGAAACGACAUUUGUUUUGGAUUAUCGCAAUGAUUCUUCUCCGGUUCCAUCAUUGCUGCAGCUAUGCCAGUUUUUGGCAAGCAGCCUUACGUUUGUCGGCUUAGAAACAAUAGAGCUGUGGCUGGACGAUUGGAACCUCCUGCAGCUUAAAAAGAAGACUGCUCCGAGCGUCAACCUCGCAAUCCCAAAAUACAUCCAAACCAAGACAAGUCAAGGCCUGAUGAACGUUUCAAGUGUUACUAGGGAAAUUGCUCAGGUGGAUGCAAUCUGGAUGCGUGUUGUUGAAUGGAACCCACACGCGAGUUCAUUUAGUCUGGAUAACUUGAGGGAAACAACAGGUUCGCUACGUACAUUUUUUUCGAGACUUACCGGUCAAAGCAGCCUGGAUAAACCACAGAAAGUCGAGAAAAAGGAUAAGAUUGGUGAAACAGAAGAUAUGACCAAGAUAUUAACGGCAUCUGUUUUCCUGCACAUCAAUACUGCAUCCAUUGAAGCGUCUAUCAGUCAAUCGCUCAGUAGCGAACUUGAACGCGCUACCCGAAAGCCACCCCCUAAGAGGACUACUAUCGCCGUUUUGACACCUUCUUACGAUGCCAAUAUAGCUUCUGCCUCAUCUUCAUCUAGUUCCGAGGUCCUUGCGUCGAUUCUACCGUCUAAGGCCGGGAGGGUUUUUAUAGGAUUCCCAACUCAACAGACUACUGGCCUGAAUGCUCACAUCUCUGCCCCCUCUGUUAUCCCUACUGUCGAACGAGAGAGCAUUGAUCUCAAUACUCGAUAUAUUAGUAAAUGGAAUUUUGAAAUGCUGAGGGCAGCCGGUAUUGUGUGUCGCGUCGCCUGGUCUGCUGAAAUGGCAUCUAUAAAAUCCAAAAUACUUUCGAGGCGCGGGCAAUCCAGAUCUUCGAAACUUCGAAUGGAUGACAUAAAAUAUGUGAUUCCGGAGGCUAUUCACACUGCAAACCAGUUUACAUUUCAAGAGUCUACCCCAUCAUCUGUGCUUGGACAGACAAUUGAGGAUGCAUUCUGGAUGUGCAAUAAAGAAGCGUCUAUCGAAUUGCUUUCAACCUGCGGUAUUAUUCCAAGUCAUCAAGUUCGCAUUGCACCAAAGGAGCUUAGCUUUAUGGAUUCCAUACCAGCUCUACCAGACGAGUUCGUGGUGAAAGCAAAGGACUUCGUCAAGAAAUUAACGGAUUUUGGGCUGGUAACCGACAUCACGGUGUCGGAUAUCAAACGGGAGUUAGAAGCCAGCACUCUACGCUCAUCACAGGUCACUGAAUUUCUUACUUGGAUUGGCCAAAAGGCUGUCUCUGGACAACUCGAUACAUUCUCGGUCCAGAGUCUUUUGCAUGUGGCGGUAGCAAAUGAUGAGGACGUUGAUGGUAUCCCGAGUAAACUGAUUGUUUUCGCGAAUAUAGAUGGUUUCUUGAAUCCUCAGCGCAUUCCCGCUGAGCUACCGUUACCGCCUUCUGUGAUACCUUUUAAAUUCACGAAGACACUGAGUAAGUCAGAGCUAGAGGCCCUUGGAUGGACAGAACUACAUACAGUUCCUUGGAUACGUUGGAUCGUGAACAAUGCCGGAAACCGGACAGUCCUCUCCCUAGAGCAAGACAUUACGCAGACGCCAUCAUUUUCCGCGCAAGUGCUACCAGUUUUAUCUAAGCAAUGGGAGGGCCUAAGUCAGUCAUCCAAGCAAACACUGGUUGGACUCUUACAGCCACGAACGGUCAUUCCAACGAAGCUUGGGAUGAAACGGCCUACCGAAACCUAUUUCCCAUCUGUACGCUUAUUUGAUGAUCUCCCGGUCUUACAUGGCUUAAAUGGCGUUAAGGAGAAAUUUUUAGCCGCACUGGGUGUCCGUAAAACUGUUGAACUGGGUGUUAUUUUUGAACGUCUAUUGAACACCGCACAGUUGGCUGAAACUGACAGCAAAAGUCAGAGGAAGUGGAGUCACGUUGAUUUGAUACGUUACCUCGCUUCUGUUCGAGAUGACAUCCCUGCGAGCGAUAUUGAAAAACUCAAAAACGCCAGGAUAUGUGCGGCAGAAGCUAACGAUGACUCUCAGCUUGAUCAAAGCAAACUCUACAAGAUAUCGGAACUUUUUGAACCUAAAGAUUCAUUGAGGAGCCUUGGACUGCCCGCCAUUGCAUGGCCUGGUAAAUUCCAGUCAAGCAGUAACGAAGGCAGAUUCCUUGGUGUCCUGGGCUUGAAGAAGUAUCCCUCGGUCCCAGAGCUUAUCCAGAUCAUGGCGAAUACAUCGCCCGGAAAGCGUGGUCUUCAUGGGAAAACAAUGUCCUACUUUAUUACUGAAUACUAUGUGAACGGAUACUCGUCGUAUAGUUGCAAUACAGUUGACGUUCCGUUCUUGCCGGUUGAAGGGUCAGACAAUUUGAGUGUUCCAAGCAAAUGCUUCACGGAUGAAGGCGCUGCUCUGUUUGGAUUUAAAAUCCUCCGGAAGGACCUACAUCCAAAUUCGUUAAAGUUGGGGGUGAGACAACAUCCGGCAGUGACCGAUUGCAUUGAUAUUUUGAUCCAGCAACCUCCGAUCACAAGGAAAGACGCAAGGGUUUUCUUCAAGUAUCUGGCUGGCAGGGUAGCAGACCUCAGCAAAAGAGACAUAGACCGCGUCGGAAACGCACUUAUCGUACCCAUUGGGACUAAGGAUAUUGCUGAAAAGGAUCAAAUUACUCGUCUCGUUGCGCCUAAACUUUGCUAUCUUGGCGAAGGCGAGGAUUACAAGGAUAUUUUCGACUUCGUAGACUUUGGUCAAGAAGCGAAUCUUUUUCUUAUGGCCGUGGGUUCAAAACGAGAACCAACAAAGGUCGAACUUGCCCGUAUGCUUGUGAAAGAGCCGGUGAGGAUAUCCUCGAUAUUUCAAAGUUCGGAUAAGUAUCUCAAGCUUCUCAGGGCUCUUGCUGAGAACAUUUCAACUCUCAAAAAGGACAGAGAGCUUGUUCAAGAGAUGAAAAGAGCCGCGUUUCUUUUGGCUAGCAGGGAUAUCACCUUUGAGGAUCAAAAGCAGAAUGUGCAGGCGACUAAGGCUGGGUCAGAAGAUGAAUCCUACGAGGACGAGGAUCAGAGUAUCAAAGAAUGGACGCUGGCAGCUGCGCGAGAUAUAGUGGUCGUGGAUGACUUCCAGAGUUUUAAUCUCUUCAGGGAACAUAUACUCGUCGCACCACAAGAGGAACUUCUGGAACAUUUCUAUUAUACCCUAGGAGCCAUCCCCCUGAGCAGCAUUGUGGAGGAACGGCCUCAAUGGGGUUCGGUAUCUUCUGAUCAGCGGCCUGCUGUCAAAUUACAAAAGCUUAUAAGCGAACGAUCGCGACUCUUCCUGCACGACCAGCCACCGGAUUCUAUACGGCACGAUAACAGAUGGUUGGAGAAGAACUUGAAUGUGCGAGUAGUGCAUUCGAUCUCCCUCACACGAUCUCUCAAAGGCCGUAGCGUGUCACAUACGCAAAAACGAAGCGCAAUUAUUACCCAACAACAAGGGUCUUGGACUCUUUGGAUCUGCCCUGGCAAAUAUGAUCUGUACGAAAUAAGCCAAGCUUUGGUACACCUUAUUCUCAUCCGACCAAAGCUCCAUUCGACUCUCACAUUUGAGAUGCUGUUGAAAACCGAUUUGUUGGAACUCAAGGCACGGGGGUACAAUGUGGAGCGUAUUCUUAAACAGAAGGCCCACGAGGCAAGAGUGGCUGAAGAAAGACGCCAGAAGCAAAUAGAAGAAGAACGUCAACGACUCCAAGAGAGAGAGCUUGAAUGGACAAAAAGUCGAGCUCAACCAGAGAACGGAGGUACUUUGAUGCCAGGAGACUUCCCGGACGAUUCACCUCCUCGCAAGAACGCCAGUCAUGAUCUACAACCUGAGGAGUCAGUGCCUAACCAGAACCAGCAACCGCGCGGCUUGUUUGCCAACCUGACCAGACGUUUCGGUCUGGAAGCCGGAAGGAAAUCAACGCCUCCCACAGUUGGUGGACCGUCGCAGCCCCAUUCCUCUGAUUCCCAAGGAAGUGCUGGUCCUCCUCCACCAUACUCUGUCAACGACCCGAAAGACGCCAGGCCAGAGCAACCUGUAGCCGUUAAUUCACCCCACAAGCUGCAUAAUGAGCUCCUUUCUGCCAUACAAGCCUGUCGACCGCACGGGUCUUCUGACUUCUACAGCCGGCCGGAAGUCAACCAGAUCACUGAAGCGAAGACCUACUGUGACGAGAGACCUAGUCAGGAUUUAGAAUUUGUCGCCAGUCUGCCUUCUGGUCUCAACAUCUUCUUUGUGAAGUCUAUCAGAGACCGAUCUGCUUUCCUUGCUGAAAAUAGCAUUGGCAUCAAUCUGUUUGCAUCAGUGCUGCUGGACUGUGCAGCUGCCUUUACAAUGCGCAGCAACAGCCUCAGCAUAUUCUACGACCCUGGAGGGAAAACCAUAGCCUUUAAUAGGGCAGGUAGUAUUUUCUGCAAUUAUUUUUACUUCAAGGAACUACAUCAGAGAGACCUACUCCAAAGUCCCAGUCUUAUGCCUGACAGGACUGAGGCGACAGUGUACUGGUGGGUGGUACUUUGUCAUGAACUGGCGCACAACCUUGUUGCAGAUCACAGCUCAGCACAUAGUUACUACAGUGAAGGGUUUGUGAUUCAAUACUUUCCCAAGCUUGCCGCCAAGCUUGCUGUAGCUGGCAGACAAACUCAGGCAUAGGUUGAGAAUAUCUCUUGCCUGAUUCGGCAAAGAAGAGAAUGGCAUUGGGAUGGAUAAUUAUAUGUUCUGCUCGAAACAUAUGUUACUUGCUAGGAUUUCCCGAUACCUUUUGCUUCCUAGGUAGAAGGCAAUAAUGAAGUUUAUGUGUGUCCAUGAACGCUUGUACAUACACGGAUGCCAUAGAAUCUGCACUCUGAAAGUUUCUUUUCAUGUUAUCCAGUCCUACCUUUUAUAUAUAUAUCAUUUACAUUCUCA
This is a messenger RNA of Monascus purpureus, 5448 nucleotides long. NCBI's taxonomy places the organism in Eukaryota, Fungi, Ascomycota, Eurotiomycetes, Eurotiales, Aspergillaceae. The record is from the annotation of a GenBank genome assembly.